Messenger RNA from Arachis stenosperma, 1247 nucleotides. RefSeq names its product GDSL esterase/lipase At5g03610-like. The transcript is spliced from 5 exons. NCBI's taxonomy places the organism in Eukaryota, Viridiplantae, Streptophyta, Magnoliopsida, Fabales, Fabaceae. Gene Ontology annotation, molecular function: hydrolase activity, acting on ester bonds. The record is from RefSeq and is a predicted model, not a curated record. Bases 72 to 1127 code for a protein of 351 amino acids.
CGGAAAUGAUGCUUUGCUAGUACUCUCUCUCAUCAUUCAAAAUCAAAAGCUCAUCACACAUCACAGUCCCAAUGAGGAAGAAGCAAUCUCCAUUCAUAAUCACCAUCACAACCCUUUUUGUUCUCCUCCUCUCCAUCUUCACAGUGGAAGGGGCUAAGAAGACAUAUGGGGUGGUUGGCAGCAGCAAUGGGAAUGUGAAAUUGUUUGUGUUUGGGGAUUCAUACGUAGACACUGGCAAUUUCAUUCACUCGCAGUCGUAUAAGCCUCCCUGCGGAAUCACAUUUCCUGGCCAUCCUGGCGGAAGAUUUUGCGACGGUCGUGUCCUCACCGAUUAUCUUGCUUUGUACCUGAAAAUUGAUUCACCCAUACCAAACGCAUAUAGAAAUGCAUCAAACAUUCAAAAUGGAAUUAACUUUGCCUAUGGAGGAACUGGGGUAUUUGAUACCCAUAUUGAUGGACCAAAUUUGACUGCACAAAUCAACACAUUUGAGCAGCUAAUUCAACAAAAUCUCUACACCAAAACAGACCUUCAAUCUUCCUUCGCUCUUGUCAACGCCGGUGGUAAUGAUUAUACCGCACAUAUACAACAUGGCAGCUUCUUUGACAUACCAAAAUUCACUAAAUCCCUUGUGGAGCAACUGGCAAGAGAUAUUAAACGAAUCCAAAGCUUGGGAGUGGGGAAAGUGGCAGUGUCGCUAAUACAACCAAUGGGGUGUUUGCCUGAGCUAACUGUCAUAGAUAUGCAUAUGAAUUGCAUUGACCUUGUUAACAAAGUCUCCCAAAACCACAACCAACUGUUGAAUGAUGCGAUCAAACAGUUCAACACUCAAGCUGGUAAAACCGUUUUGGUAACACUAGACCUCUACAACGCUUUCCUCUCCGCAAUUGAUACAAUGCACAAAGCACACGAUAGAAACUCAAGCUUGAUGAAUCCAUUGGAGGAGUGUUGUGUGGCAAACAUGGGACAUGAAUGUGGGGAUGUGGAUGAGAAAGGAGCAAAACAAUAUAAAGUAUGUCAAAAUCCUAGUCUUGCAUUCUUCUGGGACACCGUUCACCCGUCACAAAAUGGUUGGAACGCAAUCUUCACUUUGUUGCAACCUUCUAUAGCCCAAUUCACACUACUGUAAAAACUUGGUGUCAUAUAUGAAAUUCUAUUCUGUUUUUGCUUUUAAGUUUAGAAUCCUCAUCAGCAGCACUGUAAAAUCCUAAACUAGAAUAUGGUUUAGUUACUAAUUUAUAAUAAUGUU